Daldinia childiae is the source of this 1767-nucleotide messenger RNA. RefSeq names its product Glutathione S-transferase omega-like 2. Gene Ontology annotation, cellular component: cytoplasm. The transcript has 3 exons. The record is from RefSeq and is a predicted model, not a curated record. Lineage: Eukaryota; Fungi; Ascomycota; Sordariomycetes; Xylariales; Hypoxylaceae. Gene Ontology annotation, molecular function: glutathione transferase activity. Bases 1 to 1767 code for a protein of 588 amino acids.
AUGGACGAUCCCGGAUGGUCAUGGCCUGCCUGGAAGUUUGGGAUGAAGAGGGACGAACUCUUCACCGGACUUCAUGAUCGAUACAACACAAUCGCCUUCUCUAUUCAGGAUCCCGAGGCCUUCCACCAUGAUGUUUACGAAAUUUCCAAUACCGCAAGCACAGUCGAUGAGUUCCACCGCAUGCUAGCUGACCGCAAGCAACUUCGGCUGAACGAGCUGAACCAGAGCCUAGAGUCCGCCUCUGUCGAGAUCAUCGCUAACCCGAGCCUUAUCGGUACUCAACAGUGGCAAUACGCUCUACAGCUUUUCCGCACCAAAUCGCUGGACUCCCUUGUAAGAUACUUCGCGUCUUAUCUUCCAGAUGAUCAUCCCUGGCAUCAAUCCGCCGACGAUCCAACAUCGAAACCAUUCUUCGACGAUCUGGAGGACGAUGUUCCUGUCAUGACGCAUGAACCCCUCACUAUUGAUACUAGUUCUUGUAUUCCGGCUAGCCAUCUUCCUCCUUCGCCCCGAUCUCUUACGAUGUGUUCGGAUGAUUCUGCGGUGUCAACCCCAGCGCGAACAUUAUCAUUCUCAGAACCUGAAACGGACGCGAUGGUGCUAUCGGGAACCCUGUCCCGCGGCUUCGACGACGAGGAAACAUCACAGUCGGACGAACCUGAUACGCCAAUCACUUCUGUGUCCGAUAUGUCGGAUAUAGAGUCCCUGGAAUCUCAGCCAGAGGAGGAGGAGGAGGAGGAGGAGGGUAUCGCGGAUGAGAGCAAGCCAACCCAAAUCGAAUACCAAAAGGAUGGUCACUUUACCAGACCUGAUAGCACAUUCCGCGAUUUCAUCUCUGCAGACCCUAACUCAAAAUUCCCUGCAGAAAAAGGUCGCUAUGUGUUAUAUAUUUCCGGCGGCUGUCCGUGGGCGCAUCGCACCAACAUCCUGCGCUCCUUAAAGCGCCUUGAAGAUAUUAUUGACUUAUAUUACCUGAGCUCAUCCAUGAGCGACAAGGGUUGGUGGUUCGACGGCUCGAAUGGCAGUCCAUCGAAAGACCCUUUAUACGGCUUUACGUAUCUACGAGAACUGUACUUUAAAGUAGACCCCAGCUUCAACAGCAGGUUUACCGUACCAGUCCUAUGGGACAAGAAGACCGAAACUAUCGUCAACAACGAGUCUAGCGAGAUUAUACGCAUGUUAUACACUGCGUUUGACGCUUUGAUCCCCGAGGAGUUCCGGGAGGUUAAUAAGCCUGGAGGCGGCCUUUACCCGGAACACUUGCGCAAGGAGAUCGAUGAGAUCAACGAAUGGGUCUACAACACGGUCAACAACGGCGUGUACAAGAGCGGAUUCGCUACUAAGCAGGAAUCCUACGAGGAGAAUGUGUACCCCUUAUUCAAGUCGCUCGACCGUCUUGAGGGCAUCUUGGCCGGUCACGGCAAGCCCUUCAUACUCGGGGACCAGCUCACCGAAGCCGAUGUACGUCUAUACCCAACGAUAGUACGAUUCGACGUCGCGUAUUACACCGUGUUUCUAUGUAAUCUCAAGAGUAUCCGACACGAUUAUCCGCACCUAAACAAGUGGCUGCGCCGACUUUACUGGGACGAGGGCAGCAAAGUAACUGAUGGUGCUUUUCACAAGACUAGCGCCCCGUGGAUUAACUUGUAUGCUCAAGGAUAUGCGACCGCGAGGCCAAGGGUCGCUAAGAUCGAGGGUCCUAUCAUAAUUCCUCGGGGCCCGGCAGUGCCUGUCGAGCCCUUGGCCGAGAAUGAGAAGAUAUGGUGA